AUGACAACAGAGAUUGGAGAGAACUUCUUACUGUAUGAAACUGCGCACGACGUCUGGGUGGCCGCGGGCGAGUUCUAUUCUAGCCGAGACAAUACCUUAGCCAUCUUCAAAAUUGAGACUCACCUGCACGACUUGCGACAGGGGGAGCUCACUAUGACUCAAUACUACAAUGCACUCACUCGGAACUGGCAGCAGCUCAACGUUUUCGAAGAACAUCAGUGGAACUAUCCCGAGGACUCCAAACUAUUCAAAACUCUCACCGAACGAAAAAGGAUCUUUAAAUUCUUAAUGGGUCUCAACAAAAAUUUAGAUGAAGUUUGUGGUCGCAUUCUGGGUACCAAACCACUGCCAAGUCUCAAAGAAGUUUUCUCUGAAAUCCAUCGAGAAGAGAGUAGGAAGAAAAUCAUGAUGAGGGAUCCUUACUCUGGCCCGAACUCGAUGGAGACGAGUUUUGCCCUUGAUGCUCAAUGGAAGUCGCUGCUAAGUGAAUCCCAGCUUGCUACACUAAAACCCGAGCAGACCUCUGCUCUCAUCGGGCGUGUUUCUGAAAGAUGA
Molecule: messenger RNA, 555 nt
Organism: Carica papaya (papaya)
Lineage: Eukaryota; Viridiplantae; Streptophyta; Magnoliopsida; Brassicales; Caricaceae
Source: RefSeq, a predicted model, not a curated record